Schistosoma guineensis is the source of this 771-nucleotide messenger RNA. NCBI's taxonomy places the organism in Eukaryota, Metazoa, Platyhelminthes, Trematoda, Strigeidida, Schistosomatidae. The record is from the annotation of a GenBank genome assembly.
AUGAGUAUAAUUCAUUUGAGUAGUUCAUUACUACUCAUUCAAAAUAUUAUUAUAAAAGCUAUUCUUUUAUAUGUUACUUAUGUCACUAUUAUAUCAUUGGAAAGUCAAUCAUACUCAUCUUUAUCAUUGUUCCAUUCAUUACGAUUAUCAUCAUCAUCAUCAUCAGCGGCGGCGGCGGCGGCAACGACAGUAUCAGCAUCGUCAUCAUCAUCAUCAUCGUCAGUAAAUUUAUUUUAUCAAACAAAAGAUUGGACAAUAAAAUUUUUUGAUCAUAUUAAAAAUGAUAAUCAUGUUAUCUAUAAAGAACAAAAUAUGAAUGAACAAUUAGAAAAACGGGCUAUCAAUGAUUUAGUUUCAACAAAUUAUUGGAUUGAUUCAACUAUUUAUCAUCAAUCAAAUAAUACAGCAAUUGAUUGGGAUGCAUCAUAUGCUGACACGACAUCAUUGAAUUAUGCUACACUAUCUACAAGAUAUUGUGAUUUAAUAAUGAGAACUUUACAAAAAGCUUCACUUACAGCGAAUAAACAAAAAUCAUGUACUAAAGUAGUAUUUACACCAAGACAAAUAUUAAUUAUCUGGGAAAAACGACAAGCUACAACUAAUACAUCAUCGAAUGUAGUUGGUGGGAACGCUACAAUACAAAUGAAUACAACAUCAGCUGAUGUAGUUAAUACAACUGACUUUUCUAAUGCAUUUAUUACUACAUAUAAUACAAGCACACAAUCCAAUGAUACAAUACAAUUGUUUGAUUUACAAGCUGGACGUAAGUAG